CAGCAGGAAUCAUGACUCGGAAAGAUGGAUAUAGCCGCAACAAAAUGAGCACGUACCUACUGCCAAUUUUAAUCUUCGACAAUGAUUAUCCAAUUCAGAGCAGCACUGGCACACUCACUAUUCGUGUGUGUGCCUGCGACAGUCAGGGAAACAUGCAGUCUUGCACUGCAGAAGCCUUGGUCCUCUCGGCUGGCCUGAGCACCGGGGCUCUCAUCGCCAUCCUCCUCUGUGUGCUCAUCCUUCUCGUUUUGGUUGUGCUGUUUGCUGCUUUGAAGAGGCAAAGAAAAAAGGAACCUCUGAUCAUUUCAAAAGACGAUGUCCGGGACAACAUCGUGACCUACAAUGAUGAAGGCGGAGGGGAAGAAGACACCCAAGCUUUUGACAUUGGCACGUUAAGGAAUCCAGAAGCAAGGGAAGACAGUAAACUCAGAAGGGAUGUAAUGCCUGAAACUAUUUUUCAGAUACGGAGGACUGUGCCUCUGUGGGAAAAUAUCGAUGUACAAGAUUUUAUCCAUCGAAGAUUAAAAGAAAAUGACUCAGACCCAAGUGCACCCCCUUACGACUCACUGGCCACAUACGCCUACGAAGGGAAUGAUUCCAUAGCUGGUUCACUCAGCUCUUUAGAAUCUCUCACGGCAGAUUGUAACCAGGAUUAUGAUUAUCUCAGCGACUGGGGGCCUCGUUUUAAAAAACUUGCUGAUAUGUAUGGGGGUGAUGACAGCGACCGAGAUUAAGAGUACCGUAUGACCUGAUCCAUGUUAGUGGACGUAUUCUCUUUGUAACUAGACUGAGUGGCCUGCAUU
Messenger RNA from Diceros bicornis minor, 803 nucleotides. Its product is annotated as cadherin-9-like. Gene Ontology annotation, cellular component: catenin complex; adherens junction. The record is from RefSeq and is a predicted model, not a curated record. Lineage: Eukaryota; Metazoa; Chordata; Mammalia; Perissodactyla; Rhinocerotidae. Gene Ontology annotation, biological process: calcium-dependent cell-cell adhesion; adherens junction organization; cell-cell junction assembly. Bases 12 to 734 code for a protein of 240 amino acids. The transcript is spliced from 2 exons. Gene Ontology annotation, molecular function: calcium ion binding; cadherin binding.